AUGGUGGCAACAGCGAUUAUCCUCCAUUUCCGUCCGCUCAGACACCGACAUCUACUCCUCCUCCAAAAUGCUACUUCCUCCCUCCGCUUUUCAUCAUCAUCCUCAUCUUCCAAUUCCGAUGACAAUGAUGAGAAAGGAACCUCACAAUCACAAUCACAAUCACAACCCCAAUCUUCUUCUUCUUCCUCUGAUUAUUUCAGCGAUGUGAAAGCCAGUCUAAAACAAACACCUCAACAGCCUCGCAGGUCGUCUUCCUUUAGCUCUAAUCCAAGUCCCCGUGAUGAGUCUACUCAAAAGCUCUCUUCCAUGGACGACAUCCGAAAAAGCCUCUCGGGGUAUACUCGCGUCCAACCACCACCACCACCACAGCCAAAGCAACCAGUUAUCUCAUUCCAGGAGCUCUACAAGCGAAGUGUAAUGCCAAAAGCUGAUCAACAAUCUGGCACCAAAACCGCUCCAUCUUUAGACUCAAUCCGCAUGAGUUUAAAUCACGUGCCACCACAAUCACAACAACCAAGGUCACCUCUUGAUGGAAUUAGUCAGAGUCUGAAAUACAAGAUUCCUUCUACUAAGGGUGUGGUGUCGGAUGAGAGUAAAACAGAGUUUGUGAGGAUGUACAGCUAUGGAGAAAUGGGGGAGAAGUUGAGGAAGCUGAGGCCAGGGAACAAGACCACCAAAUUUUCAUUAGGAGAGUUAAGUGAGAGGCUGAAAAUGUUGAGAGAAAUUGAGGAAAAGGAAAUCGAAAGCACCAAUGGUUUGAAGUAUAUGCACCUCAGGGAGAGCCUUAAAAAGUUGCAGGAUGAUGGGAUAACCAAAAAGAAUGCAGCUCAAAGAGCUAAUAUAUUGGGUCAGCUUGGAGGAACUCCUAGCUUUAUGUCAUCUCCCCCAAAGGAAGUCUUGGUUGAAAAGUAUUUCCAUCCAGAUCAUAUGUCAUCUGCAGAGAAACAGAAGAUUGAGCUUAAAAAUGUAAGGGACAAGUUUAAAAUUUCUGAAUCGGAUUGUGGAUCAGCUCGUGUUCAAGUGGCACAACUAACUACAAAGAUCAAGCACCUUGCUACAGUGCUACACAAAAAGGAUAAGCACUCUAGAAAGGGUCUUCAAGCAAUGGUACAGAAAAGGAAGAAGUUGUUGAAGUACCUUCGAAGAACUGACUGGGAUUCUUAUUGCUUUUGUCUCGCAGAACUUGGUCUCAGGGACUCUGCAGAUUACAAAGUUUAGAUUUACUUAUUUAACUGCUUUUUUCCUUUCCUUAUAUUUUUGCUAUUAUAGACUAGUAAAACUAUCAACUUUGAUCAAAUAAGAGAGAAUAUGAAUUUUGUAGCGGAAUAUGAUGACAUUUAAAAAAAAAAAAAAACAUUUACCAAUAGUCCAAUACAAUGGGGG
Lactuca virosa is the source of this 1383-nucleotide messenger RNA. Lineage: Eukaryota; Viridiplantae; Streptophyta; Magnoliopsida; Asterales; Asteraceae. The record is from the annotation of a GenBank genome assembly.